AUGGCAAUCUCACUGUCGACAGCAGCGCGCAGCAAGCAGGCGCGUGCCCAGGCACUCGCAACUGGGCUUUUCAGAACCGCAAUGCUGCAUGUGUCGGAGGUCAUGUCUAACGAUCUGGCUGGUCUACAAGCUCUGCUCUUGCUGAUCCAGUACACCUUCUUGAAUCCCAGCGUUGCGAAUCUGUGGCUGCUGACCGGGUUAUCAAGCGAGGCAUGUAUCGAGCUGGGUCUACACCAAGAACUUCCCGCCACUGCAGGCGCCGAUGUCCUCGAGAGGGACAUGCGUCGACGCAUAUUCUGGUGCGCCUGGGAAAUGGAAGUGGCAGUCUGUGCUGGCUUUCAUCGACCGGUCCGGACGAAAAACAAAUACGUCAAUGUGUCUUUCCCGUCGGAGUUCGGCGACCAUGCCAUCUCAAGGAGCCAUGUUGACACCACAGGUCCACGCCUUAAAAUUGUACCCUGUCGAAUUUGGAGAUUUCGCAAGAUCGAGUCCGACAUCAUGUCUGUGCUUUACGAUGACGAACCCAUCCCGGAGGAUUGCGCGUCUCUGGAAGAAUGGUUUACCAGAACCGAAACUGCAAUUCGGACUUGGAUGGAAGAGGCACAUUCGUCAGCCGCCUUGAACCAAGAUCCGUCUUUGAAGUCACAAUGGGACGAAAUGGAGUUGUACGCCGAUAUUGCAUACCAGUACACCCUCGUCCUCCUCUUUCGGCCCUGUCCAAGAGUCAAGAUGCCAAGUCGGGAGAAUCUCAUGAAAGGCUUCCACGCUGCUGUGCAGGCAGCCACAGGAUACUGGGAGCAAGCUAAUUCUGAGUUCGGCUAUAUGAAGUAUGUUUUUCACCCUUGUCACCAUACGUUCUCGGCCGCAAUCGUCUUUCUGCAAGCGUUGCAGUACUGCAGGCCCGAGAUUGCCGACCUGCACACUCUCGAGGAGGUUGAAGAAUUUAUGAUGUGCUUCUCUCGCUUCUUCUCGACUAUCUCUGAACGAUGGCCUGCAGCGACUAGAUGUCUACACGAAUACGAGAGGCUUCUGGGCCCGGUCAAAAAGGAAUACUCUGAGUUCCUUGAGCAGCGGUCACGACUUUUGGACGAGCAGCUCUCCAUGAACGCUUACUCAGUGGACGGCUACCUUGGACACAAUGGUUUGGAUGACAUUGACUCUUUCGCAUUUUGGGAGGUUUCGAAUCCUUUUAUCGACUUUACUGGGGACGAUCUCAUCGACAACUACACAUAUCCACCGUAUGACUGGAACGCCGAAUUUGGAUUUGGAAUGGAGUCCAUGGACUCAACCCUUCCAAGCUAA
Molecule: messenger RNA, 1302 nt
Organism: Exophiala dermatitidis NIH/UT8656
Lineage: Eukaryota; Fungi; Ascomycota; Eurotiomycetes; Chaetothyriales; Herpotrichiellaceae
Exons: 1
Coding region: 1-1302 (433 amino acids)
Biological process (GO): positive regulation of transcription by RNA polymerase II; DNA-templated transcription
Molecular function (GO): DNA-binding transcription factor activity, RNA polymerase II-specific; sequence-specific DNA binding; zinc ion binding
Source: RefSeq, a predicted model, not a curated record